Pseudomyrmex gracilis is the source of this 620-nucleotide messenger RNA. RefSeq names its product DNA-binding protein D-ETS-6-like. Gene Ontology annotation, molecular function: sequence-specific DNA binding. Bases 219 to 620 code for a protein of 133 amino acids. NCBI's taxonomy places the organism in Eukaryota, Metazoa, Arthropoda, Insecta, Hymenoptera, Formicidae. The transcript is spliced from 3 exons. The record is from RefSeq and is a predicted model, not a curated record.
GUGAUUGAAUCAUAUUUACGUAAUAAUGUCUAUGUGUAACGUGCGGAAAUAUUGCAACUCGAGUUCCUGCUCUCACAUUUUUGCCAAAUUAAAAAUGUCAAACGUUUACGAAUCGCCCCGUAACUCUUCAACGUUGAAGAACGAGCUCUUGAGGAUCAAAAAAUUCAAAGCGGAAUGGUAAGGAAGACAAACAACGCGAACGAACUCGAAACUACCUGAUGCAAGUGAUCAACGAUGGGGUUCUCGACGACGAGAAUGGUGAACGUGAAAUCGCGUCGGAGAAGAUUUCCGAAAAUUUCGACGACCACUCGGACGAGUCCGAACAAAUUAUGGUGCCGUCAGAUCCGUCCAAGUGGAACUCGGGUCACAUAGCUUCGUGGAUCUCGUGGUGCAGCCGAACGUUCUCCAUAAAACCGGGACCCGUAGCCGCGACACUUCCGUCGAACGGAAGGGAAUUGCUGAAAUUGUCCCCGCAAGAUUGGCAGGACGUCGCCGGCGAAACGGGCGGUUCUAUUCUGGCGCGACACUUGGGAUAUCUUCAUCUGCAGGCGACCGGCGUGCACACGCCGAGUUUACUGCAGGAGACCGGUAUCGAUAAAUGCGGUCCGGCGGAAAAGUAA